Molecule: messenger RNA, 1827 nt
Organism: Fusarium sp. VM40
Lineage: Eukaryota; Fungi; Ascomycota; Sordariomycetes; Hypocreales; Nectriaceae
Source: the annotation of a GenBank genome assembly
AUGCAUCUGAUGAGUCACCAGCUAGAGAUAAAAGAGUUCGAGUUCUCUAUAUGGAGAACAACAGAAAAGUACUACCUCGAGACCGAAGCACAGGCUCCGCUUGCAGUGCAACAUACACCUAAGUCGGCUGCGAACGUCGCAAAUCGUUGGAUCAAGACUUGCGAAGCAAAGCAUUCCCAGUGUACGAAGCAAGCUGCUCCACCAGAAGAUGCAAAAAUGCCAACUAGGCUUUUGGAUUUGGGUGCCGCCAAUUCAAAGGUUUGGCGUAUCUAUGAGGAUCCAGAACAUGUUCCAUAUGCUGCGCUUUCUCAUCGAUGGUCUUCUGACACACCUGAACUGCAUACCAGCAAUUACAAGAAUUAUUGCAAUUCCCAGCCGGAUAGCGCCCUCCCACAGAACUAUCAAGACAUUAUCUUCAUCUGCCGUGCUAUUCCUAUCCAAUAUCUUUGGAUUGAUUCGCUCUGCAUCAUACAGGAUGACAGUGGCGAUGAAUACCGUAGGGAGGCUCCAUUGAUGAUGGAUAUUUAUCAACAUGCAUUCCUUACGCUAUCGAUCUGCUGGGACUUCCCAGGUCUUUCUUUAUUUCGCAAGUGUCGGCCUCGCAGUAUCCCUCGAUCUCGGCCCUUUGCUCAUCACGGAGAAAAUGGUCUAUCGGAGUCAGAUGAGUGGGUAUUUGCUGAGGAGAUGAUACAUCCAGAAAUGGACAUUUCUGUGAAUGGAGCACCCAUCAACCAACGGGCGCUCAUUGCCAUAGCUGGCCUCGCAAAGGUAGUCGCAAGCAAGACUGGCGGUACAUAUCUUGCUGGUAUUUGGCUGGACUCUUGGAUGCAAGAUCUUUUAUGGGAGCCAGUAAAGGAAAGAGCUCGAGGCUCGAAACUGAAACCAGAAGGACUCACUAUGGUGCCACCUUCAUGGUCUUGGUUGGGAUUUUCCGGGACGGUGGAAUACGGUAUUGUGUUAUCUGUAGAGGGACCGAGGAUCUCAAUCAUGACUCCCAACUUAUUCGAGUCAGCUACGUACCAACCAUUUGCUCUAUUAAGCCAAGCUGGAGUCAUUCCACCCACAGGCGACCCUUUCUCUUCAUUCGAACGAGCAAUUUUGAAGAUUCGAUGCCUGAUUUUGCCGGUAACAUUCGCCGGUAUUACCCAUCAGGGCGAGCAACCACGGUCCUUCCGUCACGAGGGUAAUAUCGAAUUGUCUUCAGUUGGGCUGGAUUGUUUUCGACUCCAAGCUUGUGAACCCUUGUAUGGUUCUUACAUGACAUUUAGAUUCCGGUUUAGCAAGCCUGUUGACAGUUCUUUACCAUAUUUCCUUGUUCCAUUAUGUCGUCGCCAAGAUCAUGUACGCAAGCGUCUACGGCACGGUGUCUAUGGACUUGUUUUACAGAAAAGUCUUAGCGGUGGCAACCAAGAAUUCAUCAGGGUUGGAACAUGGCAAGAGGAUUUCCGUCAUGCAUCCCAGCUCAACCCUAUAAUCAGCAACACAAUCGUCAAACUAAGUGUUGGGGAGAACUCCACCUUGAGCGAUGAAAACCUUACAGAAAAUGAGCGCAUUUUUGACUCAAAGCUUCGUGAUUAUGCAGCGGGUCAUGUUGCUUCGAAAGUCCAAUUUCCUCUCAAGAUCGUUAACAAAUUGAUGGAGAAUCAGCCAGAUGUCGAGAAAGUUGGCGAUAAGGCCGGUACUCUCGGAUCUGGGGCUACUGAACAGAAGGGCAUUGAAACAGAUGGAGACCUUCCUAAAAGCCUCUUCAAUAGCGAUGAAGAGGUCGAAUGUUCGUUACUACCGCAUUUUACUACUGCAGAAUGGGCUACUAUUUCCUUAGUAUAG